CCCUUCCCCACGAAUCCCAUUUUCCCCAAACUUCAUCCUCUGUAAAUUACAAGCCCCCCCGACUCGCAUUUCCCCCAAACCUCAUUCUCUGUAAUUACACACACAACCUCCUCCCCACCCAGCUUUCCCCUUCCUCACGAAUCUGAUUUCCCCUAAAUUUCAUUAUCUGUAAUUACACCAUAACAUCUGCAGCUCAUACAUUUUUUCUUUCACAUGCUUGAGUUCGAGUAUAGAAAUUGAUGUUGCCGGCAGUUGGUGUCGACGACGGUGGUGAUGGAAGCGGCGGUGAGCUCGCUGUAACAGAGACCAAAAUUUCGCCCAAAAUCGGAAGUAGCCAAAAGAUGUACAGAUUAAACCGUCUCAAUUCCCCCAAUCACCUCGCCGCCGCCGCCGCCGUGCUCAGAACGAAUAUCAGUCACUUCUCUCCCGCAUCGACAGCCGGAAUCAGUGAUACCGGCAAUACUUAUGCGAGGAAUAGGGGAAAAAAGCUGACGGAGCUCUCGAGGAGUGUGGUGAUGCUCACUUGCGACUCAUCUGCAGACGGCGGCAUCUGCAAUGUUUACUUGGUCGGAUCCAAUCACGAUUGUCCGAAAUCCUGGGAAGAAGUUAGGGCAGCGGUCCGAUUCUUGAAACCAGAGGUUGUUUUCCUAGAAUUGUGCUCUAAUCGCGAAUAUUUACUUAGGCGUGAAAGAAUCAAGGUUCCGACUAUGAGAGAAAUGGUGGAAAUGUGGAAGAAAAAUUAUAAACUUUCUUGGAUUCUUUACCAUUGGUAUACGACUAAGCGUGGGAGUCGAUUAGAAGUUGAAGAUGAUGGAGAAUUUAUGGCAGCAAAUGAUGAAGCCAAGAAAUAUGGUGCCAAGGUUAUACUUGGGGAUCGACUCAUUGAUAUUACAAACCAGAGAUAUAUUGCCAAGACGUCUAUUUGGCAAUUUCUCACCGUUCAAUUUAAUGAAUGUUCAUUACCAAAUGAUAUUGUGGAGAAGGCGAGCAACGGAAAGUAUAAUGCUCAUGCGGUCCAUCGAUUUAAUCAAGAGUUGGCCAAAAGCUAUCCUAUUUGGGCGGAAAUAUAUAUCCAUGAGCGUGACCUAUAUAUGUCGGCCAAGAUAUUAGAUGUUGCCCGCAAGCAUAAAUCGGUGGUAGCUGUGGUGGGAAAGGCCCAUGUACCAGGAAUCCAGAAGAACUGGAAACAACCUGUUGACGUGGAGCAACUUCUUACCAUCAGUGGGCAAGAUAAUUAGUUCUAUCGCAGGGGUUGCCAUAGUUUACGGCAUUUAUCUCUCCAUCAAGAAUUAGCCCUCUGCAUUCCAUGAGAUCACCUAACUGGGCCAGGAUGAAAUUAAAGCUGCUGCAACAACGACAACUUAAUGUCGUCUUCAAGUUACUUCGGAAAUCAGAGUUGGCAGUUGGAACAAACAAGUCAGUGUUCACAUAUUCUAUACUACGCGGCGCUUUAGUGUUAAGAGUAACGUUGAGGAAUGGAUGCACAUCGGAUUACACUUAAAGAGAUAUCAAUACAUUGAAGUUCACUUGUCAUUGG
Salvia miltiorrhiza (redroot sage) is the source of this 1537-nucleotide messenger RNA. RefSeq lists its product as uncharacterized. The transcript has 11 exons. The coding region runs from base 240 to 1238 and encodes 332 amino acids. Lineage: Eukaryota; Viridiplantae; Streptophyta; Magnoliopsida; Lamiales; Lamiaceae. The record is from RefSeq and is a predicted model, not a curated record.